This is a messenger RNA of Pieris napi, 859 nucleotides long. RefSeq lists its product as uncharacterized. NCBI's taxonomy places the organism in Eukaryota, Metazoa, Arthropoda, Insecta, Lepidoptera, Pieridae. The coding region runs from base 374 to 841 and encodes 155 amino acids. The transcript is spliced from 3 exons. The record is from RefSeq and is a predicted model, not a curated record.
AGCGUCCUCAAAUCCAACGAUUUCUAUUCGCACAGACUCCAACAUAAUUAUGAGACUAUUAAGGCGGAAACAUACUACUAAAACGCGACGCGACGUGUCGUGUCGACACCCGAUGUCCAUCGUGCACAUUACCAACACGCGACACCACGACACGCUUGCAAAUUCAGAAGUCAUUUAGCUGAUUUAUUCCCCGCGCAAUGUGCCAGCAAGUUUAUACCAAUUUGAGAUUCAGAUUCGAGGAAUGUUUGCAGCGCAAUGGUGCACACCUGGAUGAUGUUAUUUUUAAUUUAUAGUCAAUCUGUCCACGCUGGUAACACUAAGAAAAAAUAAAUAAACACAUCUUUUUGACACAUAGCUGUCACGAAAUUUUAAAAUGGCUAAAGAAAAUAGGAAUUUAUACGCAAUUUGCGAUCAUAUACAAAGAACUAAACCAGAUAUUCAGGUUACUGAAGAAAUAGCCAAGGAGAUAGGAAGUAAUUUUCGCACACUACCUGCAUUUGAGAAAGGCCUAUUUGAUUACGUCUAUCGAAGACAUUAUUCCAUUGAAAGGAAUGAAUUGUUAAAGUGCCGUUGGCUACAGUACAAGAAACAUAUUGAAGAUCGCGUCUUCGCGCCAUUUCAGUUUCCCUGUAUACGAGACUUACAUUUUCAAAAUGGCGCCAUUCGAUUUUUACCAUCUGAAUCAAUUUACCGCUACCCUGAACAUAAAAUGAAAUUGAAACCUGGCCCCGGAGUCGACUUCCGUGGACAAAUGCCAAUACCUCAAGAGCUUCUGAUGAAACGGGGUACAACAAAGAAAGAUUGCGUGGUUAAGAAAGAUAGAAAGAAAAAGACUAAAUAAAUGUUUAUUAAAUAUGAA